AUGGCUUCUACCAUGCGGAUUUUGCUGAUUGGUAAUGGCGGUCGCGAACAUGCGCUCGCCUGGAAGUUGAGCCAGUCCCCCGCCGUCGAGGCCAUCUUUGCGGUUCCGGGCAAUGGUGGCACUGCGACCUGUCCCAAGACCACCAAUGUCUCCUCCGUUGCUGCGAACGAUUACCCGGCGCUCGUCGCAUUCGCCAAGUCCAAUGCAAUCACAUUGGUCGUUCCUGGCCCGGAGGCACCUCUCGUCGAUGGCGUCGAAGGGUACUUCCGCGACGCUGCGAUUCCCUGCUUCGGUCCCUCUAAGGAGGCCGCUCGCAUGGAGGGCAGCAAGACUUUCUCCAAGGACUUUAUGAAGAAGCAUGGAAUUCCCACCGCCGCUUACGAGAACUUUUCCGACUUCGACCAGGCUCUCGCAUAUCUCGAUCGCAUCUCGCAUAAUGUCGUCAUCAAGGCCACCGGACUCGCCGCUGGCAAGGGUGUCAUUAUCCCCGCUACCAAAGACGAGGCGAAGGCUGCUCUGAAGCAGAUCAUGGUCGACAAGGCUUUUGGAGAUGCGGGACAGGAGGUCGUCAUCGAAGAAUACCUGACCGGCGACGAGCUCAGCAUUCUCACUUUCAGCGACGGUACCCACACCAUCUCACUGCCUCCGGCGCAAGACCACAAGCGGAUCGGAGAUGGAGACCAGGGCCCGAACACCGGCGGUAUGGGCUGCUACGCACCCACCACCAUUGCCACGGACGCAUUGAUCAAACGCAUCGAAGAUGAUGUUGUGCAGCCUACCAUUCGAGGCAUGCGUCAAGACGGCAUGCCCUUCAGGGGCGUCCUGUUCACUGGGCUCAUGAUCGGCCCCGACGGACCCAAGACGCUAGAAUACAAUGUCCGCUUCGGCGACCCGGAGACGCAAACUGUGCUGCCGCUUCUGUCCGCCGAUACCGAUCUUGCCGAAAUCAUGCUCGCAUGCACGGCACACGAAGCUCGCCUCGAUUGCGUCAAGGUGAAGAUCGAGCCAAAAUUCAGCGCUACCGUCGUUGUCGCCGCUGGAGGUUAUCCCGACGCCUACGCCAAGGGCACGCCGAUGAAUGUGCAGGCGUCAAGCUCGCCUGACAUCACUGUCUUCCACGCCGGAACAGUCCUCACGGCGGAAGGCCAGCUCCAGACUGCGGGCGGUCGGGUCAUUGCCGUCAACGCGACAGCUGCCGAGUCCCUGGAGGCAGCGGUCAACAAGGCAUACCAGGAGGGUAUCAAGCUGAUCCAGUUCGACAAGAUGUACUACCGCAAGGACAUCGCUCACCGCGCCUUUCGAAACAAAACCGGGGCUAAGGAGGCGCUCACAUACGCCGCCGCUGGCGUGAGCGUCGACGCCGGCAAUGACUUUGUAGAGCGUAUCAAGAAGGCUGUGAGGGCCACAAGACAGCCUGGUGCAGAUGCUGAGAUUGGAGGCUUUGGAGGUGAGGUAGAUUUGGCCAAGUGCGGCAUCCAGACGGAUGAUGGACAGCUUCCGAUUGUUGUUGGUGCCAUCGACGGCGUGGGUACCAAGCUGCUCAUUGCGCAGAAGAUGGGGAAACAUGACACGGUGGGCAUCGACUUGGUCGCCAUGAAUGUGAACGACCUGGUGGUUCAGGGUGCGCGACCUCUCAUGUUCCUUGACUACUAUGGCUGCAGCAAGCUGGACCUCAGCACGGCGGCAUCCUUCGUUGAGGGUGUGGCGGCGGGCUGCAUCGAUGCGGGCUGCACGCUGGUCGGCGGAGAGACUGCUGAGAUGCCAGGCAUGUACCAGAAGGAUGACUAUGAUGCGGCGGGCUGCGCCGUUGGCGUCAUGACUGGCCGCCACCGACUUCCGCGUACCCAGGACAUGGCACAGGGAGAUGUUCUUCUGGGACUGUCUUCAAGUGGCGUGCACUCGAAUGGGUUCUCACUCGUUCGCAAAAUUGUGGAACGCGAAGGACUGCAAUAUUCCGACCAGGCGCCGUGGGACCAAGGUCGGAGCGUGGGCGAGAAUCUCCUGACACCGACACGAAUCUAUGUGAAGAGCUUGCGCGGGGUUGUCGAAAAGGGGCUUGUCAAGGGACUCGCACACAUCACCGGUGGAGGUUUGAUCGACAACGUACCUCGCAUGCUGCCAGACGAACUCGCUGCCGAGAUAGACUUGACGUCAUGGCAAGUGCCGGCCGUCUUCAAGUGGCUCAAGAUCAGUGGUAAUGUCGAGGCGCUACAAAUGUGCCGCACAUUCAACAUGGGCAUCGGUAUGGUAGUGGCCGUUGGCGUGGAUCAAGUAAAGGAUACUGUAGCAGCGUUGGAGGCUGCGGGUGAAAAGGUCUCCCGAAUUGGGCGGCUUGUGAAGCGAGACGGUGAGGCUUGUGUCAUGACAAACCUGAACUCUGUGGUGUGGGAGUCAUGA
Messenger RNA from Verticillium dahliae VdLs.17, 2397 nucleotides. Its product is annotated as phosphoribosylamine-glycine ligase. Gene Ontology annotation, molecular function: metal ion binding; phosphoribosylamine-glycine ligase activity; ATP binding. The record is from RefSeq and is a predicted model, not a curated record. Bases 1 to 2397 code for a protein of 798 amino acids. Gene Ontology annotation, biological process: adenine biosynthetic process; 'de novo' IMP biosynthetic process. NCBI's taxonomy places the organism in Eukaryota, Fungi, Ascomycota, Sordariomycetes, Glomerellales, Plectosphaerellaceae. Gene Ontology annotation, cellular component: cytosol. The transcript has a single exon.